Molecule: messenger RNA, 327 nt
Organism: Linnemannia hyalina
Lineage: Eukaryota; Fungi; Mortierellomycota; Mortierellomycetes; Mortierellales; Mortierellaceae
Source: the annotation of a GenBank genome assembly
AUGCUGGUGCGACUUUUCAGAGAAUACGGACUGGUCAACCCCAACGAUGGUCGCAACUGGUUCGGAGGCGCCGUGGUCAUGGACGACGCCGUACUUCAGGACCUUGUCCGUGCUGUCCAUCCAGAACUGUUCAAGAUCUCGCAAUACAACUGGAUCCGCAACACUGCCGAGGAUGAGACGAUGCAGCUGUUGACGAGCGCCAAUCGCACCGUCACGGAUACGACUACCCCUGUCCCCGGCCGCGCCUUGUCAUGUGCCAGUCUGCAGGCUGGAGGAAAAUUCGGAUGUGGAAACAGUGCGAACGGUCUUGGAAAUGAAGAGGAAUGA